Messenger RNA from Selaginella moellendorffii, 1037 nucleotides. Its product is annotated as phosphoglycerate mutase-like protein. Gene Ontology annotation, molecular function: phosphatase activity. The transcript is spliced from 8 exons. Gene Ontology annotation, cellular component: cytoplasm. The record is from RefSeq and is a predicted model, not a curated record. The coding region runs from base 4 to 885 and encodes 293 amino acids. NCBI's taxonomy places the organism in Eukaryota, Viridiplantae, Streptophyta, Lycopodiopsida, Selaginellales, Selaginellaceae.
AGGAUGGAUUCGAAGGUGCUACACCUUGUGCGCCAUGGCCAAGCCUUCCACAACGUCCAGGGUGAGAUUCUACUGCAAAUGAGGAGCUCCUGGAAGAUUUUCCUGGACGGGAGAUGGCGGCGCCUCACGCUCAAGCACUUUUUGAGGGCUUUUCGAUGCCUGUGGCUUCUCUUGUGCUGUAUCGUUUCCCCAGCGCCUCCUCGUCCCUCCUCAUCCCCAGCUGCUGUGAUGCCCAUUUACUACGAGCACGCCGACGCGAGCCUCACGGCUACUGGCUGGGAACAAGCUGAGUUUCUUCACAGGGAAUUCAGGAUUUCCGGAUUGAGAGAUCGAGUGGAGCUUGUUGUGGUAUCGCCCUUGACUCGGACGCUCCAAACUGCAUCUGGGAUUUUUGGAGGAGGGAAUUUCACUGAUACCACUGAUCAACUAGCAGCUCCUCUGAUGGUAGACAACGUUGGACGGUGUCCACGACCAGCCAUCUCCAGUGCAAACUCCCCUCCUUUCGUAGCACUGGAGCUUUGCAGGGAGAAAUUGGGUACCAUGCCAUGCGAUCAGAGGAGUCCCAGGAGCAAAUCCGAAAUUCAGUUUCCAGGGAUUGACUUUUCGAACAUCGAACAGGACCAGGACGAGCUGUGGAAGCCUGACAGAAGAGAACUAGAAGAGGAGCUCGACAAAAGGGCGAGAGCUUUUCUAGAAUGGCUAUGGAGUCGUGGAGAGGAGGAGAUUGCCGUCGUCUCCCACGCAGGCUUUCUGACCAACCUUGUGACAAAGUUUGGCGACGAAGCUGUGAACAAGACAGUGUUUGCGAACUGUGAGCUUCGUAGCGUGAGAUUGAGGAAAAUAGUCACGGGCUCGGACUACGCGUUUGAGUUGACUGCAGCGUGAAUUAAGUGAGCCAUGGAUUCUGAAAGAGUUCUUUUGCUAACUUCAAGCUAGAAGCAAUUUUAGAUCUUAAAACGUAUCUAUAUUUAGCUAGGGAAAAGUUAAUUUAUGAUGAUAUAUCUAGGCAGAAAAUAAUUUAAAAUAUAUUUAAGGGA